This is a messenger RNA of Cynara cardunculus var. scolymus (artichoke), 2657 nucleotides long. Its product is annotated as probable disease resistance protein At5g66900. The record is from RefSeq and is a predicted model, not a curated record. Gene Ontology annotation, biological process: defense response to fungus. Gene Ontology annotation, molecular function: ADP binding. The transcript is spliced from 5 exons. Lineage: Eukaryota; Viridiplantae; Streptophyta; Magnoliopsida; Asterales; Asteraceae. The coding region runs from base 15 to 2537 and encodes 840 amino acids.
UCAAACCCCAAGAAAUGGCUAUGCUUGUAGAUCCUCUUCUUUCUGAAUCCAUUUCUAAACUAUUGGAGAUCGUUAUAUCUGUAGCAAAAACCACAGCGAAUUUCAAACCCCAACUGGAACAACUCAAAAUCACCUUAGAGAGAAUUGGACCCAUUAUUUAUGAGAUUAGGGAGCUCGAUCGGAAACUAGAUCGUUCUAAGGAAGAGUCCGAGAUGUUCGUAUAUGAAAUCCAAGACGCCAGAAAGCUUGUCCGCAAAUGCUUGAAGAUCAAGAGGAAUUUAAUCAAGAGGUUCACUCACUCACUGAAGCUUAAAGAUCUGGACCAAAAGCUGUUAAGAUUCUUUCAGAUUGAAGUUCAGGCGUCUCAGAGUCGAGACAUUAAGCAGACGCUGGUAGAAGUGAAUCGUGUAAGUGACAGAAUGGAAACAUUAGCUACGGACGUGAGAAAUUUGGGGCAGACACUGAGUAAGAAUAGUUCUAUGUCGAUGUCUUUUAGCAGAGAACAUGAAACCACAUUAGAACGAGAAAAAUUGGGUUGGCGAGUUCCCACACUUCCUAGAGGCAUCGUGGCAUUUGAGAAGCCACUAGAGAAUCUCAAGGCUAUGGUUCUUGCUGAUAAAAUGGAUUGCGAUGAUGGUUCGGUGAUGGUUGUUUCUGCUCCCGGUGGAUGUGGGAAGACUACUUUGGUCACCAUGCUCUGCUAUGAUGCUGAAAUUCAAGCCAAAUUUGGGGAGAGGAUCUUCUUUGUGACAGUUUCAGAAACACCCAACUUCUUGGUAUUUGUCAAUGAUCUCUUAAAUCCAAAUUCUUUCGCUCAGCAAGCUCAGUCUCAAAUUGGUACCGCGAAUGCAAAGCAAAACAGUAUCGAAGAUACAAAGAAUAAGUUGGAGAACUUUUUGCGUGAGAAGGUUUCAGGUCCUCUACUUCUAGUACUAGAUGAUGUCUGGUCUGAUUCAUUUAUUGAAAACUUUGCAUUCAAUAUCACUGGAUACACAAUUCUGGUUACAUCUAGGAUGGUCUUUCCGAAACAUGAUAUGUUUCAAUUUGACCCUUUGAGCGAUGAAGAUGCCAAGAUUCUCUUUCACCGCUCAGCAUUUCCUGAAGGGAGGAGACCUAGGCCUACUAUUCACAAGGAUCUUGUGAAUCAGAUGGUAAAAUGUUGUAAGAAACACCCACUCACCCUUUCGGUGGUCGGCAGUUCCUUGGAUGGGAAAGAUGAGACAGCUUGGAGAUAUAUGCUAAAACUAUUGUCUCAAGGUCAAUCGGUUCUGGAUCUAAAUGUAGAUAUACUUAACCGUCUAGAAAGAAGUUUUCAGGCCUUGGAUGACAGAUUUAAGGAAUGUUUCUUGGACUUUGGGUUGUUCCCAGAAGAUCAAAGGAUUCCGGCUACUGCUCUCUUGAAUAUGUGGGUGCAUUUGUACGAACAUGAAGAUGACGGCAGUGAUACCCUGGCCAAGAUAUUUGAACUUUCUUACAGAAAUCUUGUCAAUCUUAUGAACAUAGGUCUUAGGAAAGAUCCAGGCACAGUUAACUUUUGCGAGCAGCAAUUUGUCACACAACACGAUUUGCUGAGGCAGCUUGCUAUUAACUUGAGUAGCAAAGUAGCCUUAGCACAGAGGACAAGAUUGAUUAUAAGUGCACAUGGAGAAGACCUGCCCACAUCAAUUUCAAAAGUGAAAGAACCUAUGCAAGCGCGCAUAUUGUCGAUCUCAACAGGAGAGUCGUUUGCCUCGAGAUGGUGCAACAUGGAAGUGCCUGAGGUUGAAGUUUUAGUGUUGAACCUGAUGUCAAAGACCUACACUUUACCCUACUUCUUCGAGAAAAUGCAAAAAUUAAAGGUUCUAAACGUCACAAACUAUGGUUUAUACCCAACGGAGUUUGAGAAUUUUCAUCUUCUUGGUUGUUUAUCCAAUCUAACAAGGAUUAGGCUUGAACGUGUUACAAUAUCUUCCUUGAGUGGACCCACUUUAGCUCUGGUAAACUUGCAGAAAAUAUCUUUCAUAAUGUGCAAAAUAGGCAAUGCUUUUGAGAAACUCAGCAGUGAACACCCCAACAUCUGGCCAAGACUAGUUGAAAUCGAGAUGGAUUAUUGCCAAGAUUUAUUGGAAUUCCCAGCGAUAUUGUGCAGCAGCGUCCACCUUAAGAAUGUAAGCAUCACCAACUGCAAUGAGAUGUGUGGAAUUUCUGAAGAAUUUGGUAAGUUGACUAGUUUGGAAACACUGAGUCUUUGUUCUUGUACAAAACUAGAAAAGUUGCCUGAAUCAGUCACAAGACUUGAAAAGCUAAGUAUUGUUGACAUUUCUGAUUGCUUAAGCUUGAGCGAGUUGCCAAAAGAGAUAGGAAAGUUAAGUGGUCUACGAACGAUUAACAUGAAGGGUUGUACAGGAGUACAUGAGAUACCGACAUCUGUAAAGGAGCUAUCUAACACACAAGUUAUCUGCAACGAAGAAAUAUCGUACCAAUGGCAGGAUUUCAGUAAUGUGGAGGUAAUUGUGGUGGAAGAAGAUAGAUUAGAAUCCCUUAUGAGAAUCAUUUGAAAUGCAAAUAUAUCCUUGUAUUAUGUUCUUUAUUGGACAUGAUGUUAUGACACAACAUCAUAUUGUUUGUAUAAAUGUCACUUGAUGAGUUUGUGAAAAACAGAACCAUGGACAUCGCAA